CAGAAGGUCACGGUAGGAAGGCUUUGGGGACAGUGACGACGCGUCCCCUUCUUCUGCAAAGUGGUGACUGGUUUUACAUCCACGGUACACACUGUACUGGUAUUGUUCCACAACAGCAAAACCCCCAGUUGGGAACAGCCUUGGAGUACAUCUUCACACGGCAUGAUCUUCACUCAGCGCUUCCGUCGAUCCUUCCCCAAAACUUAGUAUGGAACCCCGUUAAUCUUACGGUAAAACAG
Pyricularia oryzae 70-15 is the source of this 239-nucleotide messenger RNA. RefSeq lists its product as uncharacterized. The transcript is spliced from 3 exons. The record is from RefSeq and is a predicted model, not a curated record. The annotation marks the transcript as partial. NCBI's taxonomy places the organism in Eukaryota, Fungi, Ascomycota, Sordariomycetes, Magnaporthales, Pyriculariaceae.